Messenger RNA from Etheostoma cragini (Arkansas darter), 1706 nucleotides. RefSeq names its product hepatocyte nuclear factor 3-beta-like. The record is from RefSeq and is a predicted model, not a curated record. Gene Ontology annotation, biological process: regulation of transcription by RNA polymerase II; anatomical structure morphogenesis; cell differentiation. The coding region runs from base 213 to 1412 and encodes 399 amino acids. Gene Ontology annotation, molecular function: RNA polymerase II cis-regulatory region sequence-specific DNA binding; protein domain specific binding; transcription factor binding. The transcript has 2 exons. Lineage: Eukaryota; Metazoa; Chordata; Actinopteri; Perciformes; Percidae.
AGGUGCCAGAGUCCCUGAAAGAUCAACGGCCGUCAUGCUGGCGACUCCGUGAGGCAGAAACCCGCCCGGUCACACACAGACAGCUCGCUGCUCAACCAUGAGCCAGUCCCGGCUCUAAACAGCCAGGAUACACCGGACAGUUACCGGCCGCCAGCGGAGGACAGGUUUCGCCUCGUUUGAAGCUGUUUGGAUGAAUAAAAGUUGGAGCGUGCAUGAUGCUGAGCGCCGUUAAAAUGGAGGGACACGAACAUCCAGACUGGAGCGGCAGCAGCUACUACGGAGAGACCGAGUGUUACACCGCAGCGGGAAACAUGAAUUCCGGUCAGUCCAUGAACUCGAUGAGCAGCUACAUGAACGCGCCCGGCAUGGCGGGCGUCGGCCACAUGAACGCGCACUACAUGAACCCAGUCGGGGUCAACCACUCAAUGAUGCACGGCGGGGCGUCGCAGAGCCCCGGGGCCGGCAUCCCGGGCCUGGGCGCCGCGCUGCCGCAGAGCAUGAGCUCCAUCAGCCCACCGCCCUACGGGAACAUGGCGGUGAUGAGCCCGGUGUACGGCCAGGCCUGCGGCAUCCGAUCCAGGGAGCCCAAACCGUACCGACGGAGCUACACGCACGCCAAGCCGCCGUACUCUUACAUCUCCCUGAUCACCAUGGCGAUCCAGCAGUCAGGCAGCAAGAUGCUCACGCUGAACGAGAUCUACCAGUGGAUCACGGACCUGUUCCCGUUCUACCGGCAGAACCAGCAGCGGUGGCAGAACUCCAUCCGGCACUCGCUCUCCUUCAACGACUGCUUCAUCAAGGUGCCCCGCUUGCCGGACAAACCGGGGAAGGGGUCCUUCUGGGCGCUCCACCCGGACUCGGGGAACAUGUUCGAGAACGGCUGCUACCUGCGGAGGCAGAAGCGCUUCAGGAAGACGCCCGGGUCGGGCGACAAGGAGGCGGCGGGGAAGCCGGGCUCGGAAGUCGCCUCGGUCUCAACCAGCAGUGCCGGCUCCGACUCCCCCCACUCCUCCUCCGCCUCCUCUCCUCCGUCCUCAGAUGUGAAGGCGGCCGGGGUGGAUUUCAAACCGCCCCGGGGUGAACUGUUGCCCUCCAGCCCCGUGCGCGUGCCCUCGCCGCUCGCUCACACCCAGCACCUGUUCUCCCACCACCACCACCACCCCCACCACCCGCUGCUGCUGCACGAGGCUGCCGCGCACCUGAAGCCGGACCCGUACCACCAACACCCCCACUACCCCUUCAACCACCCGUUCUCCAUCAACAACCUCAUGUCGGAGCCGGCGGUGCAGUACGGAGGCUACGGCUGCCCCGUGUCCGGGGCGCUGGUGGCGGCCAAAAGCGCCCUGGACCCCGCUCACACCGACAACAGCUACUACCGCGGCGUGUACGGCAGACCCAUCAUGAACUCCUGAAAUACUUCUUACGGGGAAAAAAAAACUUUGAUUUGUACAUUUUGUGAAUGUGAGAAAGUGUUUUUGUCAAAGGCCUGCAGGAUUUUUCAUCAGUCAUUUGUUUGUAUAUGUGCAACAGAUAAAAAUCUUUAUAUGAAAACAGCCUUUUUAUGUUUUUGUUGUAUUUAUUUUAGCGCUGCAGCUAACGAUUAUUCUCAUUGUCCAUUAAUCUGUUGAUUAUUUUCCCAAUCAGUUGAUUAGUUGUUUGGUCUCUAAAAUGUCAGAAAAUGGUGAAAGAUGUGGAUCACUGUUUCC